UGAUUUGCCUUUUUUUGUUUGUUUUGGCAUUCUGUCAGUGCGCACAGCACCUCCAGCUGUUUUACUCUGCAGGAUGAGUUCGUUCAGUACGAGGGCUCUGACGCUGCUCUCGUCAGUUUUCGGAGCGUGCGGUUUGUUGCUGGUGGGUGUCGCGGUGUCAACGGAUUACUGGCUGCUGAUGGAGGAAGGAAUCGUCCUGCAGCAGAACCAGACCACGGAGGUCAAGAUGGCGCUGCAUUCUGGCCUCUGGAGAGUCUGUUUUGUAGCAGGGUCGGAGAAGGGCAGAUGUGUGGCGUCAGAGUAUUUCACUGAGCCGGAGAUCGAGAUCACGACGGAAAAUACAGCCAACAUUCUCAAAAUGGUCCGGACUGCCACCCCGUUCCCCAUGGUGUCCCUGCUCUUCGUCUUCACCGCCUUCGUCAUCAGCAACAUCGGUCACAUCCGGCCGCAGCGCACCAUCCUCGCCUUCGUGUCUGGGAUCUUCUUCAUACUUUCAGGUCUCAGUCUGGUGGUGGGUUUGGUUUUAUACAUUUCGAGCAUCAACGACGAAGUGAUGAAUCGACCCAGAGAGCCUGAGCAGUUCUUCUUUUACCACUACGGCUGGUCGUUUGCCUUCGCCGCCUCCUCCUUCCUGCUCAAAGAGGGUGCAGGUGUGAUGUCAGUCUACCUCUUCAUGAAGCGUUAUGCAGAGGAGGAGCUUUACCGCCCCCACCCUGCGCUCUACCGCCCCCGCAUGUCCGACUGCAGCGACUACAGCGGCCAGUUUCUUCACCCGGACUCCUGGGCUCCACCGCAGAGGGGCCGAAGUGCCUCCGAUGUCUCGUCUGACAUUUCCAUUCAGCUCAACCAGACCCCACCGCCACAGCAGCCUUGUAAGGGGGGCAGCAGCUCCCAGGUGACACCCUCCUCUUCUGGGCCUUCAUCAGCUGCCAGCUACCAGCUCCAGCCAGCAUCUUCCUCCUCCACCUCCUCUUCCUACCCGCACCCCCUUCAUCCUGGGGCCACAUCCACCCUACCCAGGGCCCCACUUGCUUACCCCCACUCACAGCCCCAUCCCCAUCCGAGUGGGCCCCCAUCCCAGUCUCUGCCGAUGGCAGCACCUCCCUCUGCUGUGCCUCCUCCACGCUACCAUGCACACACACGAAUGAACGCAUCGCCAUGCUAG
Nematolebias whitei (Rio pearlfish) is the source of this 1165-nucleotide messenger RNA. RefSeq names its product calcium channel, voltage-dependent, gamma subunit 7a (gene cacng7a). NCBI's taxonomy places the organism in Eukaryota, Metazoa, Chordata, Actinopteri, Cyprinodontiformes, Rivulidae. Gene Ontology annotation, molecular function: channel regulator activity; voltage-gated calcium channel activity. The coding region runs from base 74 to 1165 and encodes 363 amino acids. Gene Ontology annotation, cellular component: postsynaptic density membrane; AMPA glutamate receptor complex. The record is from RefSeq and is a predicted model, not a curated record. Gene Ontology annotation, biological process: postsynaptic neurotransmitter receptor diffusion trapping; neurotransmitter receptor internalization; positive regulation of synaptic transmission, glutamatergic. The transcript has 6 exons.